Anas platyrhynchos (mallard) is the source of this 1511-nucleotide messenger RNA. RefSeq names its product zinc finger FYVE-type containing 21 (gene ZFYVE21). Gene Ontology annotation, molecular function: metal ion binding. NCBI's taxonomy places the organism in Eukaryota, Metazoa, Chordata, Aves, Anseriformes, Anatidae. The record is from RefSeq and is a predicted model, not a curated record.
GCCAGUCCGAGGGGGCGAGUAGCGGUGGCGGAGCCGCGGGGGGGGGGCGGUCAGAAGAUGUCGGGCAGCGAGGCGGCGGAUGCCAAGAAGCUGGUGCGCUCCGCCAGCGGGCUGCGCAUGGUGCCCGAGCUGCGCGCCGCACGCAGCCCCUUCGGCCUCGACGAGCCGCCCUGGGUGCCCGACAAGGAGUGCCCAAGAUGUAUGCAGUGUGAUACAAAAUUCGACUUCAUAACUAGAAAGCAUCACUGCCGAAGAUGUGGAAAGUGCUUCUGUGACAAAUGCUGCAGUAAAAAAGUGCCUCUGCCUCGCAUGUGUUUUGUGGACCCCGUGCGCCAGUGUGCUGAAUGUGCCCUCAUCUCUCAGAAAGAAACAGAGUUUUACGACAAGCAGCUUAAAGUGCUCAUGAAUGGUGCUUCGUUCUUUGUAACUCUGGGAACAUCUGAUAAAUCUGAGCUCAUGGUUUGUCGACUUUCCAACAAUCAGAGAUACCUGGUUUUGGAUGGAAACAGCCACUAUGAAAUUGAAAUUGUACAGAUUUCAACUGUUCAGAUACUUACAGAGGGAUUUACUCCUGGAGAAAAAGAUAUUCACACUUACACCAGCCUUCUGGAGAGCCAGCAUAUUACUGAAGGAGGUAAUACUCGUGCCAUAGGUAUGAUUCUACAGUAUAAAGUACCAGGAUCAGAGGAGCUAACACAGAUGAAGUUUACAGCCAGUGAAGACUACACCUCUAACAAGAAGUUGUCAGCAAGCUGGCUGGCAGCUAUGCAUAAGGCAACAAAACUUCUUUAUGAGUCUCGGGACCAGUAAGAACAGCAGACUGUUGGCAGCUGGAGGGAAGACACCAGCCUUGAAGGACCUGCCUCUCACUUUGCUAACCUGGCGGCUAGGUAACACUUGUUCUUCUUGACCUUUUGUCAUUCCAGUGUGGUUCAUUCUGUAAGAUCUGGCAACUGCAAUGUUUUAUUUUGAACCAUGAGUAUUCACUAUAGUGUGCAAUAUGUAUACAAUUAAUGCUUUAAACAGUCUCACCUUUUAAGACUUUGUAUAUUUUGUUAAACCUUUAUUGGCACUUAAUAUGAAAUAUGAAAGUGACCUGCACUACAGCUAAUGUACAGCACAACUUUUAUAGUAACAAUUAUAUAUACUGUUUGCCACAAAAAGCAAACAAAGGUAUAUGUCUCUUCUGCAGAGAAUAGCUUUUGGGUCUAGAUCUCAGGUUUUUCCCUCUAUCCAAAUGUUUAAAAAUCAAUGUACAAUAAAAUCUGCCUUAGAUAUGAUUUUAUAGAAGUCAAUUGAUUUUUUUAACACAUCUCACCAAAUACCACCAAAUUGGAAUUACAUGAUUUUGAAACUUCCCUUCUGUAAUAACUAAGCUUCCAGAAUGAUUUUUAGUUUUGUAUUUUCUUUUUGGUAACUAGCUUUUGUUAAUCUAACUGUAAUGGUAUCUGGAAUUGUAUACAUUUUAAUGUACAAAAAUGAAUAAAUUAAUUCACUUAUUUAAAAAAUGU